Messenger RNA from Cinara cedri, 6572 nucleotides. The record is from the annotation of a GenBank genome assembly. NCBI's taxonomy places the organism in Eukaryota, Metazoa, Arthropoda, Insecta, Hemiptera, Aphididae.
AAAUGGUGUUGUUCUCCACUGCGUAGGUAUAAAAAAACGUACCACGGACGGACACAUAUUAUUUUAAUCGGCUCAUUCCGACGCGCUGUUCAAACAGAUACUUACAGAUAUUUAUAUAGGUGUAUGCAUUUAUAGCGAAUCAAACGGCAUCCAAAAUAAUAUAAAGGCGCGUCGUACGGAAUAGAAGAAUCGAUUCAGGUAAUUUAUUUCACUUUGUAGAUUCCGAGUGGAGAACAAUAUUUAAUGUUUUAUGUAAACAUUUUUUUUUUUUUUUGAAAAUUUUAUAACGUUGAUACUAACAUAAAAAAUACGAACGUUAAAAACCGUCACUCAUUUUCAAGUAUGUAUCUAAAAUUAUUACAUUUUCUAAAUUGGUGAUUUAGUUAAAAACGCAUGUUUCUUAGUUAUAUAUUAUAUACUAUAACGGUUAGUUAAGUGCCUGAUGCAUACAUAUUACAUAGCUACGGAGGUUCUACUAUAGUUAUUGCCAAUAGUUAAAAAUAUACAUUAAAAUUAUCCAAAAUCGACAUGUAGCUCAGGGGUUGUGUUCAGUAAAAUGUAAUAUGUUCAGUUCUAAAUUAAAUAUUGUGAUGGUCUUAAAACAUAUGCAUAUUGUACGAAUAUUAUUCACAUCAAUAUCUAAUUAAAAGAAUUAAGACAAAAGUAUUUGUAUAGGUGCCUAACGUGUUACUUGAAACUUCAAAUUAAAAUGGUCGAUUUAAAAAUAGCGAUAGCGAUGAAGAAUCCUUACAAAAAAGAAAAAACAACACUUUGAUCUUUAUUUAUUUAUCAAUAAUUAUUGCAUUAUUUUCAUUGAUAAAAUAAUUUUAUAAGUUUAUAGUUUUAAUAUAAUUUACUCUAAUUGAAUUGGAUAAACAAGUACCUGAUAUAUGUUCAGUUUAUUACAAUUAAAAAUAAAAUAAAAAAUUGCUACACUUUAGCUGUUGUAAUAUAAGAUAAUUAAAAGUGUAACAUGUGGUAGCGAAGAAAUUGUUGGGAAAUUUUUUUCACGGGUGAAAUAUAAAUAAGAUAUGAAGUUCUAUAACAUUUUAUGAGGUUAAUAAAAAGAUGUAUUCAAUUAGAAGUAUUUUUUGAAUACAACGAUUUAUCAUUUUGGCAUUUUGCUAUCAAAUUAAAAAUAUAAGUGCGAUACUCUAACUUGAACAAAAUUGUCUAGAACACUAAGAUAAAAUCUGUGUAAAUUACCUAUAAUCAGCUGUAACUGCCCAUUUUAUUAUACUUAAAUAAAAAAUAACUGCUUUUUUAAAAAAAAUAAUAAUGCAAAUUACAUAAUAAGGUAACUUAGAUAACUAAGUUAGAUUAUUUUUCGUUGGUAAUACUAAAACUGGUUUACAAAUAAUGAAGUUUAUGGGUAAAUUUGAAAUAAUUGUAGAAAUAGAGAAGUCAAAUAAAUAAUCAAAUAAAUUCUUUAGAAUCUUGAAAAAUAUACAAAAACUGAUCCACUUCGAUUCGUUCUCCGGUAACGUUUAUAAACAAAACGAAAAUACACUGAGUUUAGUAAACCCUUAAUAUAAUUUUUAAAUUCGACCACACGUGGGUUGCAUUUUCAGAAUAUUAUUUAUUUUUUUUAAUAACAUGGUGUUAAAAUUACUGGAAUAUUGCCACAUUUUUAUGCUAAAUAAUAUAAAAUAUACUGUGUACAUAUUAUCAUACUAUGUGAUUCAAAUAAUUAUUUACCUAUAUUAUAUUAUAUUUUAAAAAAAAAUAGCAUAUUAAUGUAAACGACACUGUUAUAAAUAUUAUAUUUAAAUUUUCUAUAGACUCGAAUAGAAAUAUAUAAAUUAUAACUGUAUUUCGAAAUUUCAAGAAUAAUUAGACAUAGAGUAUAAUAAUAUUAUCAUAUAAUAUGAUCAUUUGGAUCGGUUGCAUUUCCAUUUUCAUAAAAAUAAACAAUCAUAGAAAAACUAAAAGAUAUUCCAUAGAUUUAGAACCUAUCGAUAGAAAUCAAAUAUCAGCAUGUAAAAUAACAUUAAAUUUUAAUUUUAAUUUCAAAACGGUUUACAUUUGAUGAUUUUAAUCGGUGUAUAUUACAGUUUAUCUUGUGUUUAUAUUGAGGUAUUCUUUUGUGAAACGCCGUGGCAUAUUAUACAUUAUAACUGACACACUAGGUAUUUGCCUAUACUUACGCCUUAUUAGUAUUUGUAAAUUGAUUUUUUAAAUAAUUUUGUUCCAUCAAAUGCCAUACAAUUCUCUUUCAAUUUCAUUUCGAUUGACAAAUAAUAAUUGAACAGUAAUGAAACAAUAUGUUAACUAUCAUUAUUAUGUAUAUAUAUAUGUAUGCAUUUAACAUAUAAUUUUCAUAAAAUAUCUAAUCUAUAGGAAUUUGUUUGAUUUUUUAAAUAUUUUUAGAAAAACUGAUGUAAUUUUUGUGUAGAGGGCUUUAGGAGCAUUCUCUACCUAAUAUUAUUAUUCAGCUCUUGAAAAUCAAAUAACUUUUGUAUGGGAGGGUACCUAUCUAAAAUGUACAUUUUCUAUGCUGGUUAAAAUUUUCUUCUUGAAUGCGUUCAUAUAAGUGUUUAAUGUAUUUCAGGUUUUUAUUGAAAGUAUAAUUUGAAACACCAACUGAAGGUAAAUAAAUUGUAAGUUACAUAAUUAUAGAAUAUACAGGUACAAGAUGUUGGGUCAGUGAGAACUGUUCACUUUGGUUUGUUAAAAAACUAAAUAUUAUGUAUUCAACCAGUAAUAGCAAAUAGAUAAAUUAAAUUGAAUUUUAAUUUUUCAGUUUAAACAUGAAAAAAGAAAUAUGUUUUAUUUGCAUGACACUCGUGUUCAAAGUGAUAACUGCCCAGUCCAAUAUUGGUGAGUUAUUUUAUAUUGGUUGAAAUAUCAAGUAUAACAUACAUUCGUAUUCAAAAUUACUUUUUAACAUCAUUUUUUAAACAAAUUAAAAUUAAAUUAAUUUAACUGCAAGCGCUUAAUAAAUACAUAAUCUAAGUAAGAAUACAAAUAAAUUGAUAUAUACGUUUAUUAACAAAUAUAUGUGUUUAUUUAUUUAAUUUAUUCUGAAAGUUAAUGCCCAGUAUUACCUUUUAAUUAAUAUUAUAAAUGUAUACUACAACUUCAGUUGUAACAAGUUCGUAGGUUAGGUAGAUAAGUAUAAAACAUGAAAAUUUACAAUAUAAUAGUUAACAAAAUUAGUAGUGUGCGUGUACCUCUAAUCUAUAUUUUAUAUUGAUAUAUUAAAACUAUUGUAAUUUAAAUUUGGAUAUUUGCAGUGCUAACCUCGUUCGAAGACCCUUUGUAUGCAUUCACUGACAAUUUAUCAGAAGAAUUUGAAGAAAAUGAUUCCCAAAUCAGGUUAAAUCAAUAAUUUACAUUAAUAUUCAAUAGUUAUUAAUUUUUUUACAAUAAAUAUUUAUAAUAUUUCGAAUUGGAGUUCAUUGCUAAGCUACUAUACAGUAAUGUUGAUUAUCUCGGAUUCUAAAAAAACUGUCCUGCAUUUAAUACUAGAAAUAUUCAAACGUUUCCCCUCUUCAUUUACCAAACAAAAUUAUGAACUAUCCAGUUCGGAAAGCCAUGUAUUGGAUUAUUAGCAUUUGUGUAACGAUUUUGAUGUUUGUUUUGAUUUACUAGUUAAGCUUAAAAAUUUUAUAAUUCGAUUUUUUAAAAUGGUUUUGAUUUUUUGUUUCAGUUCACUAGUUAAGUUUUAAAAUGUGUAAUUUCAUUCUGUAUUACCUAUUCAAAUAUUUAAUCAUCUUAAGGUCGUUCACUAAUAAUAAAAUAUUUGCUAAAAUACAUUUCUGUUAUAUAUUAUUUAGUUCAAGUGGUACAUCUCGCACAAGUCGUCAAAUAAAGAUUCCGUCUAAUUAUUAUGAAAAAUUCGUUAAUGAUAGUUUACAACUACAUAAUAAGUACAGAUUAAAACACGGUGUCGGUGCGUUGGUUUUAAGUAAUAAAGUGAGUGUAAUUAUUAUAUUAUCGUUGGUGAUAUUGUACAAAACAUUAUGUUUAUUUUUUGUAAUAGUUCAAACUGUAAAUAAGUAAUAAAGUGAGUAGUAAUUAUUAUAUUAUCGUCGGUGAUAUUUUACAAAACAUUAUGUUUAUUUUUUUUAAUAGUUCAAACUGUAAAUAUAAUAUCAUUUAUUUUAUAAAAUAGUAUGUAUCAUUUGAUUACAAAGAUAAUUCUCACACUACUUUGAUUUAUAGAUUAUAUUAUUAUAUAGGUACAUAUAAUAUAAUGAUAAUAAUAUAAUAAUAUAAUAUAAUGAUAGAUGAUUAUGUUCGUAAUAUUGUAUUUGUUUAGUUGUCUAAUAACGCGAUGAAAUGGGCGAAGAAAAUGCUCCAAGAAAACAAGAUGUAUCAUCAGUCAAAUAGUCUUUUCGGCGAAAACUUGUAUACGGCCACGGGUAUGCAGGUGACGGCCGAAAUGCCAUUUUUUGCAUGGUACAACGAAGGGAAAAAUUACGACUACUCAAAGGAACCGUCAAAUCUGAGCGCAGGUAUAAUCCUAUAUAAAGCUAUUCAUUCAUUAUAUUAUAAGAUAAUACGAACAAUAAUUAUUUACAUUAAAUUUUACUUUUUAUUUCAAAACCCAUCUAUGAGAGUUUCCCGAAAAUUGGUAUUUAAGGAUUUUGAAAAAUAAGGAACCCAUUGAUCCGUGUGGUUUUUUUUUCUCGGAAAAACUCGGUUAAGCGUUUAUGGAGUAGAAAAAUUACACGUUUUCGUACUAGGGUUGUUAUUAUUUUGUAUUAAUGGUAUCUUAUAUCAAUGGAACAAUUGUUAAUACUUUAAUAAAUCAUUUGAAUUUUCACCGAAGUAGACACUUUAUUAUUCACCGUACGGUGGUUCUCACUUCAAUUAUCUUCAUGACUUCAUUGAUUAAAAUAUAAUUCUCAGUGCUUUUAAGUUUUAAUAAAUGUUAUGUUUGAAUAAAUUCAAUAACACGACCACUCAAUAAAUUUAAAUAUUAACUUUUCAUAACAUCUUUGUACAUUUUUUCUUGUUUAACUAAUACUGUGCUUUCCGGGGUGGAGGUAAUGCAUGUCGAUUGAGUAAAGUUAGUUGAAUAUAAGUUAGAAAAAUAAGUUGAAAUUAGAGAUUUUACACAAAUAACACAGUUUAAAGAAGAGAAUAUUUUUGACGGCUAUGGGUAGAUUUUCUCUAAAAAGUUAUAGCUAUAGCGGUUUUUUUGAAUAAUUGUAGCUUAUUUUUGUAUGCCAUUUUUAGAAAAAAUCUACGUAUACAGCCCUCGAAAAUGUUCUCCUCUUUACAUUUUGUUUUUUUGUGUUUAAAUUCUAAUUUCGUUAUAAACACCACUGUUUACUAUUUACAUUCUGCUAUGUGGCCCAUUAGUUAGACCGAGGCAUUAUAUGCGGGUCUAACGUCUUCUUAUUAACUAUGGUAAGAUACUAGAAUUUUAAUUUAAUGCCCGCUUCGUAGAUAUAUGUAAAAAUAAAUACUGCUAAGAAUAAAUAAAAGUACAAAAGCUUCCGUUUUAUUAAAAAUGACGAUAUCGUAAAAAUCAUAUUUUAUAAUAUAUCGGCGUACUAUUGUUUGAUUACAGGUCAUUUCACUCAGUGCGUAUGGAAAAACACAAAAUCCAUGGGUAUAGCGAUUGUGAAAAACAAAUCCAAAACUUUCGUUGCCGCUGAAUAUUACCCUCCCGGUAAUGUAAUAGGUCAAUUUAGAUCUAACGUUUUAAAACCUCGUUAAUAAUUGUUUUGCUUUUUUUGCUGUAAUUACGUACGAUGUAAACUAAUGUUAUUAAUAAAUGAAAUAAAAAUGGCAACCGUAUUUAUAUAGUUAAUAAGUAAGUGUAAGUUUAAUAACUUGAAAAAACACGAGCUAGCACUAGACAUAAUAUAUAGGGAAUGUCGAUACAAAUAUAAUCUGAACGUGACCCAUGUGAAUUUUAUCGCACUUAAGUCUUAUCUCACAAAGUGGUAUUUGUGUUUAGAAUUUAAUUGUCUUUUAAUAUUGCGGUCUGAAAAUUUGUUCAGAUCGUCAUACCAAUGUUGUCUAUGAUCCUCUUGUUCGUAAACGCGUGAUAAAAAUUGUAUCGUUGUUUGCUGUUUUGUGUAGACCUCAAUAAAACUUAUGUCGUAUUCCGCGUACCUACUCGUUAUGAAACCCAUCAUUAUUCAUAAUCCGCGAAAUGGUCCGAUUUUUUUUUUUAGAGAAAAAGAUUAUAGUACCUAUUGUCUAGGUCUGGUAACUAAUGAAUAGCAUUGUUUUCUUAAUAUGUAUAUUCGAGUGACCACGUUAUAAUAUUGUGAAUUUCACUUUUCGUCUAAACAUUUAUAAUCAUAACGUGUGGCUGGAAAAAAAGGAUGGAUUACAAAUGUACAUUAAUAUAUUUACAUAUGUAGAACCAGUAUAUAUUAUACAUUAAAUAGGUAUAUUAAAAUAGGGGAGGCAGCUUUAGUUUAUUUAACUUGAACCAUUGAACUAUUGUUUCAUUACAUUUAAAAUAACACGUACAAAGCAAUUUUUCAAAUUUUUCAAUCUCACUCUCUUUAUUUCUUAUACAAUACGUAAUGUCUCAUUACCAUCGCUUAGCUUAUGAACUAUUACCUUACAAUAUAAAAAUUAAGUUAAAUUUAAAUUUGUCG